GCUGUAGAAAACAAGGCUUUCGGCCUCACUCAGUCACCCCGCCAGAACCCCCCAAAAUAAUAAUUAAAUUAAACCAUAAAAUCCUUCCAAUAUAUUUACAGAAAAGAAAACCAAACAAAAGGGCAAAAGGCUGUUGAAAUCCUAAUCAAGUUAAAGCGCUUCACCCAGCUUAAUCAGAAGAAGUCUAUGGGGCAGACUGAGGACACGACUCUUGAGGAUACGCACAAUAAAGAAGAUGAUUUUGAUGAUGAAGACGAUAGUGACGGGGACCUUUUAGAAAGAUAUACGUCGGUUGAUCACUGGUUUUGCAUCAACUGUACCAUGGUGAAUGUUGAUGCUACUAUAUAUUGCCAAAUUUGUGGAGAGCACAAAAAAUCUGGAAUCCUUAGUCAUGGCUUUCUGGCGUCACGUUAUCAUGAGGCAAGCUCUAUUAAGAAUAUUUCGUUGCAACGAAAUAGGACUCCAGAAGCUUCUUGCUCAAAAACGUUAGCGCCACAUAAAAUGACAGCAGUGGGUUUUGAUGAGAGGAUGUUGCUUCACUUUGAAGUUGAAAGGAAGUCUCUACCUCACUCAGAAAGGCCAGACCGUCUUCGAGCAAUUGCUGCCAGCCUUGCAACAGCAGGCAUAUUUCCUGGAAGGUGCCACCCGAUUCCAGCUAGAGAAAUUACACGAGAAGAACUCCAGAUGGUCCACUCUGAUGAAAACAUUGAAUUUGUUGAACGUACAAGCCAAUGUGUGGCUGGUUAUUUCACCACUGAUACUUAUGCAAAUAAAGAUUCUGCACUUGCUGCAAGACUUGCAGCAGGAUUAUGUGCUGAUCUUGCUAAUUUAAUAUUUUCGGGUCGUGCAAAAAACGGGUUUGCUCUGGUGCGUCCUCCUGGUCAUCAUGCUGGUGUAAAACAGGCAACAGGGUACUGCCUUCACAACAAUGCAGCAGUUGCUGCAUCAGCUGCUCAAGUUGCAGGAGCUAAGAAAGUGUUGAUUGUGGAUUGGGAUGUACACCAUGGAAAUGGCACUCAAGAAAUAUUUGAGCAGAACAAAUCGGUGUUGUAUAUAUCCUUGCAUAGACAUGAAGGUGGAAAGUUCUAUCCGUUUACUGGUGCUGCCACUGAGGUUGGUUCCAUGGGUGGAGAAGGGUACUGUGUAAAUGUUCCAUGGAGUCGAGGAGGGGUUGGAGAUAAUGAUUAUAUAUUUGCGUUUGAACAUGUUGUGCUUCCAAUAGCUCGUGAGUUUGCCCCUGAUAUCACAAUAAUUUCAGCUGGAUUUGAUGCAGCAAAGGGCGAUAUCCUUGGAUGCUGUGAUGUGACUCCUGCUGGGUAUGCACAGAUGACUAAAAUGCUGACUUCUUUAUCCAGUGGAAAGUUGCUUGUUAUCCUUGAGGGCGGCUAUAAUCUUCGCUCAAUAUCAUCAUCAGCUACAGCAGUCAUCAAGGUUUUGCUUGGUGAAAACCCUGCAAGCAUAUUGGAAAAUGUUGUACCUUCUAGAUCUGGACUUCAAACUGUUCUUGAUGUUUUGAAGAUCCAGAACGAUUUCUGGCCUAUUUUGGGAUCCAUCCUUUCAGAUGUGCAAACAGUAUGGGAAUCAAAUGCUUUGCAGGAAAUAAGAGAUGCUGUGAGUCAUAAGGAAAGUUCAAAAAGAAAAGUCGAUGAAACAGGGAUUCCUCGUCCACAGAAACCAAAGAAAGCACAGGGUUUAAAAGGCAUUGAGUUGAGAGAGCCUACGGGUGGGGCAUAUAGGUGUCGGGAUGAUGGUAAUGAGAAUGUGGGCAUGGAUCCUGGGAGGGCUAAAGGAAUGAAGGGCAUUCACAAGCUUCCAGGCUUUGAUUCAGAAGCUGUCAAAGAUGUGCACAGCGGCUUCUCUUUUGAAGAAGCGACCAGAGGCUUUCAGGGCAAAAAAACUUCUCCCAAUUUUACAGAGAGACCCAUCGAUAUAUCUGAUCACCCUAUGUAUUCUCCUCCGUUUAGAAAAGUAUAUAACAGUUUGUUGGAUUUAGUAGGGGAGAGAAGGGAUUAUGUGGAGAAUGUUAUGAUUCCGGGAAAGCUCCGUGAAGUGAUGAUGAUGACUGACGAAACCUUUAAAGAUCACGUCAACAAAUCUAUGAUUCAGAUGAUCUCUGUACAGGAUGAGUUUGUGAAGCGAUUGAAGCUGUCUGAUGAAGACAAUAAUCGUUUACUUUUAGAAAACAAUAUUUUGAAGAAGAAAAUUAAGAGAUUGAAGGAAAGUAAGAACGUUGAGUUUCAAGAGCAGCGGUUUAAAGAGCUUCAGACUGCCUUGAUGCUUGAAGAAAAGAAGAAAGAUAUGGCUGAGUCUAAGUUGAGAGUGGUGCGCCAAAAGGUGGAUGCGCUGGCUUCAGAAAGAGAUGAGUGGAGGCGUCGAUGUGAAGAGUGGGAGGUUAAGGUAGAGAGGUUUGCACUGGAUAUGGUCGCAAUUGGGGAGAGGGAAAAUGGUUUGAAAGUCAGGAAUAAGGAAUUGGAAUUAUCUAUGAAAAAGUUGUCGGAGGAGGAGGAAAAGGUUACACGAGACCGAAAGUCCCUUGUGGAGGGUCUUACUAAGUUGGCAGGCUACACUCACAAGUCUCUGGAGGAGCUUAGAGCUGCCGGUGAGCGCUUAGAGGAGAAAAAUUGACUUUAUUUCUCAGUUGGCUGCCAGUUUGGAGCUUCCUGCAGAAGAGCUGCUUCAGAUCGAUCAUGCACCCUUUCCUCAAGACCAAACUUGAUUUCUUCCCUCUUGUGACAUGUUUUUAAUUUGGAAAAUUUGUGUUUAUAGCCUUUGUUGGCUUUUUGAAGAACAACAUAUGUUCAUAGUCUCUGCUGGCAAUUUAAACAAUGUAUGUUUGCAGGUUGACUUUUU
This is a messenger RNA of Erigeron canadensis, 2850 nucleotides long. RefSeq names its product histone deacetylase 15-like. Bases 187 to 2625 code for a protein of 812 amino acids. Gene Ontology annotation, cellular component: histone deacetylase complex. Gene Ontology annotation, molecular function: histone deacetylase activity. The transcript is spliced from 18 exons. The record is from RefSeq and is a predicted model, not a curated record. Gene Ontology annotation, biological process: chromatin organization. NCBI's taxonomy places the organism in Eukaryota, Viridiplantae, Streptophyta, Magnoliopsida, Asterales, Asteraceae.